CACGCACGCACGCACAAGAUGGCGCUUUAUAUAGAGAGUAUAUUGUGUGGAAUCUGUAUGUUUGUCUUUGUGCGUGAGAAAAGCAGUAAAGAUGGAAGAUCGGUUAAUGGACGUUAGCGUCGUGUUCUUCACCGCCCCUACUCAUCCCUUGCAUGAUGUCCGCGUAUACAGGCCAAAACUGAUGUUGUAUCGUGUCCGACGGGAUAUUUCUCUUGAAUCUUUGAGGGAACGGCUCCAAUCAGCAGUGGAUAAGUGCAUAGUAUCAUUAGUAUAUGUAAAAGGUGGUCACUGUCAUACUGUUACUUCAGAUGCAGUUUUAUUGAAAGCAAUCAAGGGCUGCGGCAAAGAACUACGUCUAUAUCUGCUCGUGGAUCCAGAAACACAAUCCAACGAUAAUCCAACUGAAACUAAUGCAUGUACCUGUCCAAGAUCUAUGAAUAACCAAAAUAGUGAAGAAGAGGAUAUGGAUAAUUCUAGCCUCGAUUGUUCUGGAUCUACAUCUUCCAGACUGGAUUACCUCGAAGCUGACUGGGCCGAUGAUGAUUGCCAUAAGUGCAGUGUGUGUGAACGGAAGAUUACAUAUUUCAGAUAUGUUUGCUGUACCUGCUUGGAACAUUUUUGCUACGACUGUCUCCCGAAGACCCCGCAUUUCAUGAACAAUCAUCUUAUCCUCUUCAUGAAGGGCAUCGUCAAAAAAACUUCACCUGUUUCGCCACAUAUUUUUUCAUUGCUUGAUUGGGUUAGUAGUGGCUAUCAGGAUUCUGUUUCGGCUCAUGAUUGUGAAACUGCUGCUGGUAAUGAAGCUACUCCAGGUGAUAAGACUUUGAAUGCUGGAGUUUCUUGUGAGAAAAAGAAGAAUACAAAUGCUUCGUUGGAAGUUGAUGAUGGUUCUCGUGGAAUGAUGAUUGAAAAGUCUGAGACGCUGGAAAGCGAUCUUGAGAGUGUUGCAAGUGACAAAGACAACUACGAUUGUUUGGACGACUUUGUAAUUGUCCCCAUGCCAGAUUGUUUCGAUGUGAAUCUGCCCGCUUCCAGGGACUGUUCCAGGGUUCUUUAUAUCUCCAGAGAUGAUGUUUCUACGACCAACAAUGGAGGCUAUGUUGUGGAGAAUAUAAUAGAGUUUGUUGGCUCCCAACAAGAAGAAAUUGAUGUCCAGCAGCAACAGAUUGAUUCCCAGCAACAGCAGAUUGAUUCAGAGCGACAAAUUGGUACACAAAAAGAACAAAUUGAAGUGCAACAACCUGAGGUUGAUUUACAUCAACACCAACAAAGUGAGGUACAACAAGCUCAACAGCAACAGCAUUUAGCCCAACAAAAUCAACAGAACAAAACUACUGAACACAGCCGCGACAGUGAUGAUGACAUUUCAGAGCAUUUUGAAGAAUGCCUCCAACAUGAAUAUGAACAUUACCACCUGAAUCAGCAAAAUGAACCUAAGAUACGUGAAAUUCCUGAGCCACAACAGCAGCAAAAGUGUUUCAUUGAAGCUGAAAUACAGCAUCAACUUUUUAACUAUAUAGAACCGCCACCGCUGGAUGAAUUGGAACAAUUAUAUCAAGAACAUUCCAUUGGGCUACAGCAGCUGCAACCAGAUGGAGAAGAUGUAACAUGUGACAGUGAGAUCGCCUUCCUCAGGCAGAUAGAUGAAAUUGAAUAUCACGAGAACCAAACCAAACAAUCCAUUCCUCAGGCAUCCAUUAAUAAUGUUGAUCCAUUUUCUUUGAAUGGGGAUGGGGAAGAAGAAGCAUCACCACUGCAGCUGGUUGCUGAUGUGGUCAAUACGGCUGGCAAGAUGGCCAGCAAAGCAGCCAACAAAGCAUUUGAUGCUAUGAAGCAAGCCUAUCGGUCACUGCAAAUUCAACCAUCCUCUCCAGGACCUUCAAGGAGUCCGUCAUGUUUUGGCCAUUCAAAUGACAGCAACAACUUUAAUUACAGCAACACAAAUUACAACAAUAAUAAUAAUAAUAGUAAUAAUAAUAAUGGUUGUCACAACAAUGACAGGAGUGUAAAUGGUAAAGCUUAUUGUGGCAAUAAUUUAGGCAGAGGUGAUAGCUCAGCGUACAAUGUUGGUGGUGUUAAUUUUAGUAAUGUUAAUGUUAACAACAACACCACUAGCUUUGGCUCGUCAUCUGCGACAGAUCGUGCUUGGACUCCAAAGCCAACAGAUUGGACUCCAAAGCCAACAGGUUGGACUCCAAAGCCAACAGAUUGGACUCCAAAGAAGGCCGACUGGGUGCCCCCAGAAGAAAAUUGGGUCCCAAAACUAGCUGCAUAUUCAUCUGCACCGACGUCCUCCUCCCGGGAUUUGAACGCCAUGAACCUGCUCGUUGAGAUGGGUUUUGCUAACAGAAGGGUGAACAAUAGGUUGGUAAAGAUGUUCAAUGGUGAUAUGGACCUUAUUUUGAACGACAUAACCAGCAAUGGAUACAUCGAUCGCACCUGCCCUGGCGUGUGGGAUUUAGAUUGAACAACGAGUGCAUUUUGUAAUUCUUAACUAAUACACUGGCCGAUGGCUAGAUUGGUGUGGUGCAGAGUUAAUGAUAUUUAUGCAUCGAAUUGUCUCGGCUUUUAAAAAAACUUAACCCCAUGUUAACAAACACAUUUUUUAAAAAGAACCAUUUACAAACUUAUUUCGUCGUUUAUCUGUUUUAAUACCAAUCGAAGUUUAAUGACGCGCGUUGAUUGAAUGGAUGUACUUUCUGGCACGUGUAUGUUAUGUGAACGGUCGGAUGGUGUUGUUGAAUUCAAGAAUCAAGGUAAUAUUUGAUUUUUAACUCUUAUUAGCUUACAUGACUAUUUCUUAAUUCGUAUCAUUUAGAGACACUGACGUUUGUCUAACAUGAUGUUAACAAUGUAUUUUUUAGUUAUAACCUGUUCUCGUGCCUUCGUUAUCUGUUUAUUUGUUAGAGUGUAAUCGAACGUUACCGUU
Messenger RNA from Helobdella robusta, 2929 nucleotides. RefSeq lists its product as hypothetical. Gene Ontology annotation, cellular component: nucleus. The coding region runs from base 92 to 2467 and encodes 791 amino acids. NCBI's taxonomy places the organism in Eukaryota, Metazoa, Annelida, Clitellata, Rhynchobdellida, Glossiphoniidae. The record is from RefSeq and is a predicted model, not a curated record. The transcript has 9 exons. Gene Ontology annotation, molecular function: ubiquitin protein ligase activity.